AUGGACAGCGACAGCAGCAACGACAAAUAUGAGGGCCCCAGCGACCCGGGGCGGCGCAGCAGCAGCAGCAGCAGCAGCAGCGACAGCGACAGCAGCAGCAGCAGCAGCAGCAGCCGCAGCAGUAGCAGCAGCAGCAGGAGAAAACAGCAGAACAAAACGGGAAGCAGCAGCCCUGGAGGUGCUGAGAGCCACGGCCGCAGCCGCAGCAGAAGCCGCAGCAGCAGCAGCAGCCGCAGCAGCAGCAGCAGCAGCAGCAGCAGCAGGAGGGGCAGCAGCAGCUCCGAAACAGAUGAAGACUUCUUGAGAAAGGACCAUUCGGAGGUGUCUGACAUUGAGGAGUUCCUGUGGGGCCGCCCAAGCACUGCAGCAGCAGCAGCAGCAGCAGCAGAUGCAGCAGCAGCAGAAGACGACGACCUGCUAGAAGAUGCAGAUUACUUGAAGGGAAAUGCUGCUGCUCCUGCAGCAGCAGCAGGCGGGGAAGCAGCAGCAGCAGCAGCAGCAGCAGCAGGCGAUGAGGACUACCGCACGAAGACCUCUGCAGCCGCAGCAAGUGCAGCAGCAGCAGCACGAACUGUGCUGCUGCAGCAGAGCAGCAAAGCAGCAGCACUCUUCGAUGAAGAAGCCCCUCCUUUCUUGCGCGCUGUGCUGCUGCAUGAUGCAGCAGCAAGAAUGCGGAAGCAGCAGCUGAUGCUGGCAGCUUUAAACGACCUUACCCACGCAGAAGUGCGGCACGACGCAGCAGCAGCAGCAGCAGCAGCUGCUGCAGCAGCAGCAGCAGGCAGUGCUGCUGCAGCAGCAGACGCCUCCCAGCAGCCGCAGCCCCUCCGCCCAGGGCGGCGCAGCAACGGCGCCGAGCCGCUUUUCAGUGACCCUUCCCAGCAGCAGCAGCAGCAGCAGCAGGAGCAGCAGCAGCAGGAGCAGCAGCAGCAGCAGCUGCUGCUGCAGCAGCAGCAGCAGCAAAAAGCAGCACUAAAAGCCCAAAAUCCUAAACUGGCCAAAAUCAUGCAGAGUGUCUUCGGCAAGAGCAAGCCGGUGGGCCGUUUUGGGGUGUACGGACAGCAGCAAGGCUCCAGAGCAGCAGCAGCAGCAGCAGCAGCAGCAGCAGGUGCAGCAAAUAGGGCAGCAGCAGCAGCACCUGCGCAGCAGCCAGUCUUUGUCACUCCACCAGCCAGCAGCAGCAGGGACCCGUCCUCCCAAGGGGAGGCCGAACAAGGGGCUGAAGCAGCAGCAGCAGCUUUACGAAAUAGAAGAUGGCCACCUCACCUACCAGCACCCGCGCUUCUGUGUCUUUGCUAUUUUCGUGAGGCAGCAGCAGCAGCAGCAGCAGCAGCAGCAGCAGCAGCAGGAGCAGCUGCUGCAGCACCAGCAGCAGGAGCAGCUGCUGCAGCAACAGCAGUGGCACGAGUAGCUGCAGCAGCAGAAGAGGCUUUCACUGCAGCUGCUGGGAAAGUUCCAGCUGCAGCACACACGGCUGCUGCUGCUGCUGCAGCAGCAGCAGCCUUCAGGCUGUGGCAGCAGCAGCAGCAAAAGAAGCAGCAGCAGCAGCACGUGCUUGUGAAGUUUGCUGCCGUUUGCUGCUGCUUGCUGCUGCAGGAAAAGGACUUGGUGCUGCGCUGCCUCAUGCCCCUGUGGCAGCAGCUAAGCAGCCUUUAUGACCAGGCCGAAGGCAACAGCGAGGAGCAGCAGCAGCACUAUUUGCUGCUGCUGCAGCUGCUGCGCUGCCUCAGCACUUUGGCUGUGCCUCCUCCAGUGGAGUGGAUCAAGGCAAGCUCAGGCAGCAGCAGCAGCAGCAGCAGCAGCAGCAGCAGCAGCUUUGAAUUGCUAGCAGCAGCAGCAUAG
This is a messenger RNA of Eimeria necatrix, 1839 nucleotides long. RefSeq lists its product as hypothetical. Gene Ontology annotation, molecular function: RNA binding. The record is from RefSeq and is a predicted model, not a curated record. Lineage: Eukaryota; Apicomplexa; Conoidasida; Eucoccidiorida; Eimeriidae. Gene Ontology annotation, cellular component: spliceosomal complex. The transcript has 2 exons. Bases 1 to 1839 code for a protein of 612 amino acids. Gene Ontology annotation, biological process: regulation of mRNA splicing, via spliceosome.